CGCCGACGACGACCAGCGCGCGCGCGACCUAGGGUUUCGCGCAUUCCUCCGCUCCCGGCAGCCUCCCUUCCCCGUCGGCCCCCCGAGGUCUGCUGAAUCACGAACAAUGGAGCGGUCUUCUCAGUUGAAUCCACAUGCCACUCCUUUCGUGCCGUCUUUUUUUGCAAAAAGCUUGAAAGCAAACAAGGACCCUGAGAAGCAAGUAGAUGGAACUGAAAAGAAUGUGACUGCUAACAAGUCUGCUGGGUAUGAGCUCCCAGACUCCCUUUCUUUUGAUGACUAUGCUGAAAGCCUAGGAAAGGUCAACAUCUCCGCCGAGUCUUCAUCAAAAGGAGAAGCUGCUGAGGCAAGUCGUGCCGAUAAUCAUCUCGCUGCGGUGGAAUCUCUCUCGCUGAUGUUUCCAGAUGUGUCUGCUGACUCCAUUCUUGAAGUACUGAAGGCCAAUGAAUUUGAUACAGAUCUCACUAUCGAUAUGCUUUUCGACUUGUGUGAAGCUGACGAUAAUGGUCACUCUGCUGAAGCAUCAGGAAACCACCAGCAGCAGCUGCACCACCACCACCCCCCUUCAUCGACAUAGGCGGAACGGGAACUCUCCAGCUACAUCUGAUUUCAAUCCUCUUCACCAUGAGACUGGAUGUAGUGGAGUACAAUUUCUUGCUGCUGUAAAGAAUUCACUCCGAAGUGUUCGAUUAGUGCCAAAGGCAACAAGUACUGUGAUUUGGGGUUUUAAAUUCCGGAUGGAUGUUUAUUGGAGCCUGCCUUAUUGCGAUGCGUAGUUUCACCGGUUGUACAGCUCUCUUGGGUGUAGCCGUUUAGAGUUUGGAAUUGGACAACCUUGUGCCGCAGGCUGCGCUUGUUUCAUGAACCUAUCCGUUGCUGGAAUGCUGGACAUGUACUGCUUGUUCUCCUGGGAUCUGAUUGUGGAGACGAAAUCGUUCACCUUA
Molecule: messenger RNA, 944 nt
Organism: Lolium rigidum
Lineage: Eukaryota; Viridiplantae; Streptophyta; Magnoliopsida; Poales; Poaceae
Exons: 3
Coding region: 107-577 (156 amino acids)
Molecular function (GO): ubiquitin binding
Source: RefSeq, a predicted model, not a curated record